CACGCACACGCAUGCAUCUGCAGCAGCCAGGUGAGAGGAGGAGCAGCCUCUGCAGAGAGAGACUGGUGGUGCACGAAUCUGACGUCUCAAAAUGUGUGUUUGAGUGCACGUGGGCGGCUCCACCGUGCGCGUGCAUGUGCAUGUGCAAGUGUAUGUGCAUGUGCAUGUGUGUGUGGCUCCCAGGCUCCGUGGGAAAGCUCCAGCAGAAGAGGAGGAGGAAGAGGAGGAGGAAGAGGAGGACACACACCGGUCACCAGUCCAGUCCUGCAGCCGACACACAGGCCACCUGACCCGGACUAUUUACUGGACACGCACCGCUGGAAUCAGAACUCCUGGAAGAUUUUACACUCUGAAAACUUUUUUUUUUUACAACUCGCUUUUGAGUUAUUUUUUGGGGAGGGAUUAUUCUGCAAGAGGAGAAACUUUUGUGGCUUUCAGUGUUUUUCUUUCCUGGAAGGAAAAUAUCCUGAAACUUCUUCAUCAACAUCUGGAUUAAAACCAUAUUCCUCUUUAUGGUAGUUUAUAAUACAUUGCAUUGACUAAUUCAUAGUGCUGUAGUGGCAUUGAGUCAUUCAUUUAUUCUCAAAGAAACUUUACUUUUAUAUAAACUUAAAUAAUAAAGCUCCAGGUCUCCUCCCGGUGGAGACAGACAGCCCUGCCCGCCCUCAGUGCACCAUGAAGCGGCCAUGUGAGGACAGCAGCUCCGCAGAGAGUGAUGUGGAGGAAACCAUCGAUGUGGGCAGUGAGAGCAUUUAUCCAGAGCACGGGAAGUCGUCCUUUAUCAGAUGCGGAUCGCCGACCACGACCACUCAAGUGAUGGCGAGGAAAAAGCGCAGAGGGAUUAUCGAGAAGCGACGCAGAGACAGAAUCAACAACAGUCUGUCGGAGUUGCGGAGGCUCGUCCCCACGGCCUUCGAGAAGCAGGGUUCAGCUAAACUGGAGAAGGCAGAGAUUCUGCAGAUGACCGUGGACCAUCUGAAGGUGCUGCAGGCCACCGGAGGGAAAGGUUAUUUUGACGCCCACGCUCUGGCCCUGGACUUCCUGUCUCUGGGUUUCAGGGAGUGCGUGACGGAGGUUUCCCGCUACCUGAGCGCCGUGGAGGGCCUGGACUCCGGCGACCCUCUGCGUUCCCGCAUCCUCUCCCACCUCUCCUCCUGCUCCUCUCAGCGCGACGCCGCCGCCCUCGCCGUGACCUCCCAUUCGCCACUUCACCUCCACCACCACCACCACCAGCACCAGCCUCACUCUUUGCCUCACCCCUUCCACCACCACCACUGGGCUGCUGCUGCGGCCGCUGCAGUCGCCACGGCAACGGCGGCGGCGGCGUUUCGACCUCCGUACGGACUGAGCGGUCUGUCCGUUCCUCCGGAUUCAGGAGAAGGUGGCGCCCCCCAGAGGCUGGCGGAGUUGUCACAGCGCAGCGUAGCCUCCUCCUUCUCCUCCCAUGCAGACUCCACCUCCUCUCCUUCCUCCUCAUCCUCCUCCUCCUCCUCUUCCUCGUCUCUCGUGCUCCCCUGCGCCCCCGCUCCUCUCUCCGCCUCCAUCCUCUCCCUCUCGGCGUCGUUCCCCAUCGCCCUCCACGGAGGAUUCCCCAUCCUCCCUCCCUCCUCCUUCACCUCCACCGCCGCCACCACCAGUCCUCCCAUCUCCUCCUCUUCCUCCUCCUCCUCCUCUUCCUCCCAGACUCCUCACAGCAGCAGCAGUAAACCCUACAGACCGUGGGGAACCGAGGUCGGAGCGUUCUGACUGAUUCACUGACUCAUGUUGCUGCUGACUAACUCCUGACUGACAGAUUUAACACUUUUAUCACCAGAGAACAAACUACUGAUAAACCGAGCUUCACCCAAACUACUACUUCUGUUAACCGUUUCCCACCUGCUGAUUUCACAAGUUGACUUUUUUUCUUUCUAUUCAGAUUUAUUGAACUGUUUUAACCAGUUUAACCGAGUUCAGCUGAUUUGUUCCUGAAUCAGAUUCACUUUAAAACAAAGUGACACUCAGUUAGUAAAAACCUGCACAAACUAUUUUUUAGGAAGUUGAUUCACCUUAGUUACAGACGUCUCUUUCCUACGACGGAGUAUUAGGGCCACAUCGAGGGAGAAAAAAAUCUGAGAUUACGAGAAAAAAAGUCAUAA
Messenger RNA from Sebastes umbrosus (honeycomb rockfish), 2135 nucleotides. It is a transcript of the gene hey2, whose product is annotated as hes-related family bHLH transcription factor with YRPW motif 2. Gene Ontology annotation, cellular component: nucleus. Gene Ontology annotation, biological process: anterior/posterior pattern specification; regulation of neurogenesis; regulation of transcription by RNA polymerase II. Lineage: Eukaryota; Metazoa; Chordata; Actinopteri; Perciformes; Sebastidae. Bases 676 to 1746 code for a protein of 356 amino acids. The record is from RefSeq and is a predicted model, not a curated record. Gene Ontology annotation, molecular function: DNA-binding transcription factor activity, RNA polymerase II-specific; protein dimerization activity; RNA polymerase II cis-regulatory region sequence-specific DNA binding. The transcript is spliced from 5 exons.